CAGCUUCCCAUGUGAAACUAGCGGGCGCAUCCUUUCCACUCUGGACUAGUGCCCGCUGCCGCGCGCGCCGCUCCCGCUCCGUUCCGAGCGAGGGUGGACAUUGUCACAUUGUCGUCACCGCCGCGAGGGCGUGAGAAAGAAUUCCUCGGGCGGAUCAACUACCUGCUUCAGCGGUGUCUCUGUCACUGAUGUGCGAUAACUAUUGUUCAGCUGGGGCAGAUCUGCCGAGUCUGGAUGGGGUUGCGAUCAGAGGGAAGCCGGUGUGCACGUCUGACGGUCUGAGGAAUUAUGAGACCACCUACAGAUUACUCAAGUGUCUACGAAGUACGCUGCGAGGGCCGCCGUGUGUAUAAGUAAGGCACGCCGUCGUCCCUGGUCUCUACAGCAUCACCACCAUCACUACCAUCACACAUUCACACUCCUCAUCCUACCUACCUCAGUCCCUCCCCCAAACCCGACCCCCUCAACCACAAAGAUGCGCGUCGCCGCCGUUGCCUCUUGGCUUUUUGCCACUGUCGCUAUCGCCAGCCCCGUUGUGGUCGAUGAUACCGGGUCCACGAACCGCGCCCUGAGGAACCCCCCUGUGUUUCCUAACACUACGGUUGCGGACUCGACGAGAACUCUCGCCACCCGUGGCUUGAGGAACCCCCCUAGGUUUCCUAACACUACGGUCUCAGACUCGGCGGGAACUCUCGCCACCCGCGGCCUGAGGAACUCCCCUGGGUUUCCUAACGCCACUUCCGUUACGGAUUCGGCGUCAGCUCUCUCCAACCGCGCCCCCGGCGAUGUCCAGUGCAACCGGACCUGCCCCAGGGCUGGCAAGACGUACCUCAACAACUGCGAUAAGGCGGCCGCUAAGCUCGAGAACAAGAGCUUCGCCGUUGGCGUCAUCGGCACGCCUGACUCCGUUGAGCAUGGCAACUGCAGAGUCAGGAUCACCGCCGCGAUGAACACUGAGUGCAGGAACGGCGGCGCCAGUAUCCAACAACACUACAAGGCAAUCCGCGCCUUGGGAUGCAGGUGCGGCCACUAUAAGUGGCAGAAGAACGAGAAGUGUGCUACCGUCGUUGAGAGAAUCCCCAACUGA
This is a messenger RNA of Chaetomium fimeti, 1087 nucleotides long. RefSeq lists its product as uncharacterized. The coding region runs from base 476 to 1087 and encodes 203 amino acids. The record is from RefSeq and is a predicted model, not a curated record. NCBI's taxonomy places the organism in Eukaryota, Fungi, Ascomycota, Sordariomycetes, Sordariales, Chaetomiaceae. The transcript is spliced from 2 exons.